AUCUUUUGUUGUUCUAUUUUUCUAAAGUGUUUUUUUUGAUGGAAACGAAAGUAUUCUUCAUUUAAAAACAAAGGAAUUGAAAAGUAAUCAGAAAGAAUACGUUAAUUAUUUGAUGUAGUCUUUUUUUGUUCAUGGUUGAACUAUCGAGGAAUAGUUACGAAUCUUCAACUGUCUAUAGUGACUGUUUUCAAUUACUAAUAAAAGGAGAAGGGGAUUUCACCUUUUAGUAAAACAAGAAAAGAGACAUAAGAGUCUACUUUUUUCGAUUUUUUCAUAUGAUAGGCAUAUUUAUCUGAAUAAAACAAUUAAAUACUCUGUAAAAUGUUGGAAAGCGACUGCGUUGGCAAUCCAGAUUCACACCAACAACAUGAAGUUGAAUGGAUACAUAAACUUUAUAAAAUAUCUGCAGAAUUGAAGAUAAGAGAUAUAAAUUCAUUAAAAUUUUUACUUAAAGAUUUAGUAUCAUCUUCAAAAUUAGAGAAAACUGAUCGAGGAUCGGAAAUUAUGACUUUACUAAUUGACAAUAAUAAAAUAGAUUUAACAACUGGGAACAUGGAUUGCUUGCAGGAAUGUCUUUAUUAUAUUGGGAGAAGGGAUUUACUAAGGCACCUAAAUAUAUCCUCCAGGCAAGUGAUGGAUGGUUUAAAGACGAAGCGAUCCACCCUUAGCAAUUAUAGAUUACUAUUGCAUAAGCUGUCUGAAGAGAUAAAAAGUGACGAUUUUAAGAACCUUAAAUCAUAUGUUGAAAUGAGCGGUUGUACGUCUAGAGGAAAAUUAGACGAAGCAGAGACAUCGCAGCAAUUAUUAAUGUUACUCGAGGAGGAGGGCCUCAUCACAGAGAAUGAUAUUAAGUUCUUAAAAGCAGCCUUUGGUGAGAUUCUAUCCGAUUGUGGUUAUUUGGAGAAAUUAAUAGAAGAAUACGAGUCCAUUAAUGGACAGAUUUUGGGGCAAAGUGAUUUCGAAACUGACUCCGGAAAGAAAAUAAAUAUUCCAAGUAAAUUAACACUCAACAUUGAAAGAGAAUCUUAUACAAUUGAUACUAAGCCUAAAGGCUAUUGUAUAAUUAUUAACAACGCAAAAUUCCUGAACGAUUGUUUACCUGUUAGAAAUGGAGCUGAGGAAGAUAUAAGGAAUAUACAAAGAGUAUUUACUAAAUUAAAUUAUGCAAUAAAGCUCUUCAGGGAUCUGACAGCAUCCGAAAUGGAGAAGGUAUUAGGAAAUAUAGCAUCCGAGAAUCAUUCCAAUUUCAGUUGUCUGGUAUGUUUUGUUCUAUCCCAUGGAACAACUGGUCACGUAUUCGGAAGAGACCGCAGAAAGCUCGAAAUAAUGAAAAUUCCAAACUUUUUCGGUGCUUCCAAAUGUCCUAGUUUAUCUGGCAAACCAAAAUUAUUCUUCAUCCAGGCUUGCCAAACAGAAGGCGAGACGGCGCUUUUUGUAAGGAGAAGAAAUAUUGAAUCAGACGGAGUUGAAGAUAAUAUUGUGAGUGAUAUGGCUGAUAUCCUAAUAGGAUAUUCAACCGUCCCUGGCUUAAAAAGUUUUAGAAGUAGAUCCGAAGGUAGUUGGUAUAUUAAGCAGCUUUGUGUGCAAAUAGCAAGAAAUUACGACAAACAUGACGUUCUACAAAUUUUAACAAACGUCAAUCGGGAAAUAGGCAAAGUUAACGCUCCAUUCGAAAAUGGAUAUUACAAACAAACUCCAGCUCCCUACUUCACUUUAACUAAAGCGUUCUUCUUUUAG
Molecule: messenger RNA, 1737 nt
Organism: Dimorphilus gyrociliatus
Lineage: Eukaryota; Metazoa; Annelida; Polychaeta; Dinophilidae
Source: the annotation of a GenBank genome assembly